Closterium sp. Naga37s-1 is the source of this 3087-nucleotide messenger RNA. The record is from the annotation of a GenBank genome assembly. NCBI's taxonomy places the organism in Eukaryota, Viridiplantae, Streptophyta, Zygnematophyceae, Desmidiales, Closteriaceae.
AUGAAUUCCAAUACCAGCGAUCACGAUGACUCCGGGCCGCCGGCAGCAGAAGGAUUGGCGGACUCGACGGCGAUCAGGGAAUGGCGCGAUCGGCAAAAAUUGGUGGAAAUCGUGGCGAAGGAUGGUCAUCACUGGCUGAAGUACGGCGAGAAGCCUCUCAUGAGAACCGGAAUUAUCAGGGCAUACUAUCGCUGUGGAUACACUAGUAAGGGAGCGGGCUGCCCGGCCAAAAAGACCAUCGACCGCAACCCAGAGGCAGUGGUAACAGACGAGAACGUGCAGGUCUCUUACACCAAUAAGCACAACCACCAAGGCGGCCAACAGGUGAUUUCAGGCGGAUCGUCUCAGACGGCUGGACAGGAGGCAGGGCAGCAGAGGAAAGCAGCUGCUAGUAUUACUACCGCCUUGUCGAGUCGCCUCCUUGCCUCUGCACCCCUCUCCCCCUCCUCUGCUACCUCCGCACCAGCGUCAUCCCUACCUGCCGAUGCCCUCGCAGCAUCAGGAGAUAACUCAAGAAGCCGGACAAACCCUUUUGGAUCGCACGUGGUUGUUCCCGGUUCCAGCAACGUAACUACAGCGAAGGCUGGCAGUAACAACAGCAGCAGCUCCGUUUCAUUGUCAUCCGCCUCUGCCACACCCACGAGCACAGGCUCGGAAGACGCCAUGCCUGCGCCGAACCUGCCCGGACAGGCUCGGCAGCAACAGCCGGAGCAGCAGCAGCAGCAGGAGGAGGAGGGGCAGGAGAAGGGAUGGGCGUGGCAGGAUGAUCCCAGGGGAAGGUCGGGACUGAGGAGGGCUGCAUCUGAUGAUGGUUCCUGGCAGGUUCUGCAGCAGAAGGUGCAAGCAGCAGGUGAGACGAUUACUGAGGAAGGGCAGACGGCAGGGUUUGGGAAGGCGAGCCUGCAGGGGGCAGGAAGGAUUGGGAGUGAGAGUGGAAGGAGGAGUGCGAGGAGAUUGAUUCCUGGACGGUGGAGCGCGAGGGUGCGCAGUGGGGGUUCUGGAGAGGCGUUGGAGAGGUUUCAGAGGAGUGUGGCUGGGUUGCUGGUGGAAGAGGAGGUGAUUGGUGUGGCUGCGGCAGGUAUAGCUGCCGAUGCUGCUGCGAUUGCAGGGGUAGAAGCGGGAGGAGCAGGAGCAGCAGCAGGAGCAGCAGCAGGAGGGGGGGCACACGCUAUGGAAUUGAGUGUCCCUAGUGCGGAUUUCUGGGCUGCUGGGGGUGGGAUGGCUGAUUCAGAGGAGGGGCGGCGCGGCAAGAGGAGCCGCAUGCACACUCCAGAGCCUCAGGCUGCGGUUGAAGGGAGUUUUGAAACGUCUGAAAGGCCUUUUUGGCAAGAGGCAGGAUCGGGGAAGGAUAGGCUUGGGAUGGAGGAGAGGGAGGAUGUUGAGGAGGAUAUUAGUAUGUCUGCUGCUUUGCUGCACAACCUGAAUCUGCAACAGAGGCAGCAGGAGGGGCAGCAAGAGGGGCAGCAAGAAGGGCAGCAAAAGGGGGAACAGCAGCUUAUGCAGCAGCAGGAGCAGUUGGAACAGCAGCAGCAGCAGCAGCAGCAGCAGCAGCAGCAGCAACAGCAACAGAGGCAGCAGCAGAGGAGGCAGGGAACUCUUUUUGAGAGGUGGGGUAGCGCGGUGCUUCCUAGCGUGGGAAUUGAUGCCAACAGUGCGUGGCUGACCAGUGAGGAGCCGCCACGUGUCCCAACAGAGGCUAGGAUUCAUUUGGAGGAGGUAUGGGCGUCGUGGGAGCAGCAGCAGCAGCAGCAGCAGGAGGGAUGGCCGCUACAGGGAGUGAGAGAGGGGGUGAGGGAGGGAGAGUCGGAGGGAGAGAGGGAGCGAGAGAGCAAGGGAGAGAGGAGGGGAGAGAAGGAGGGAGAGGGACUGGGAGAGGUGGUGCAAGUGCUAAGUGAUUCACACAUGCAAGAAGCCCUAAAUUCCCAGGAACCGCAGACAGCCCAGGAAGAGCAAAGAGAGAGAGACGAGCGGGAGGAGAGAGAAAUGGAGGAGCUAGAGGGAGGGGAGGAUCAGGAGAAGCAGCAGGAGCAGGUGAAGCAGGAGCAACAGGAGGAGCAGGAGGAGCAGGAGGAGCAGGAGGAGCAGGGGGGUCAUGGAAUGCAGGAUGGAGCGAGCUUCCCUAGUGUGCACGUCCCACAAGCAGCAGACCCGAUCUCCACACAGUUAGGGAGCCUUCUCAACGACAUGAUCCCUCUCCCAGACGUCCCUCACGCUCCCUCUGCCCCGACCUGCUCACCCCCGCCCCCCUCGCUUGCUGCUUCUGCCUUCCAGCCUUCCCACUGGCUUCAGAUUCCUAUUCCCAGCGCUUCACCUUUGAACCUAACAACUGCAGGCCCUCUCUCAGCUGCUGCUGCUGCUGCUGGUACUGCUGCUGGGGGAAUUGCAAGUGUACACCCUGGGACAGAGGGUUCUUCCCAUGGGUACCCUACAGAUAUGAUUGGAGCCCUCGCCCUUGCUCGUGUCCACUCUGCUGCCUUCUCUGCUGCUGGUGGUGCUGCUGCUGGUGGGGGAAUUGCAACUCUACCCCACGGAACGGAGGGACCCCCCACCAAAUACCCUAUAAACGCGAGUGGAUUGCUCUCUCUCGCUCGCGCCCACUCUGCCGCCUUAUCAACUGCUUUCUCCUCUGCUGCCUCUGCAGCCACACCUAACACUCCCUUCCACGCUUGGAGGGCCCUUCCCGCCUCUUCAGCAGCAGGAGUGGGAUCCGUGGCUGCAGGAACCCCCUCGGUUGGUUUCUCUAGGGCACGUGCUUAUAACGAGCGUGAUCAUGAGGAGUUCGCUGCUGGAGGAGGCAUGCAGGAAGCAGAGAGCAGGGAGCUGGCUUCCGGGCAGUCCAUAGAAGAUCUGGUUACCAUGUUACCCAUGUUACCAGGCAGAUUGAGCAGCAUCAGAGAAGCACAGCGGGAGGAAGAGGAGGAGGCAGAGGAGCAGGAGGAGGAGGAGGAGGAGGAGGAGGAGGAGGAGGAGGAGGAGGAGGAGGAGGAGGAGGAGGAGGAGGAGGAGGAGGAGGAGGAGGAGGAGGAGGAGGAGGAGGCAGGAAUCCUGGGCAAGGCGGCCCAGGAAACGGCAUGGGAAGAGGAGUAG